Molecule: messenger RNA, 4719 nt
Organism: Dermochelys coriacea (leatherback sea turtle)
Lineage: Eukaryota; Metazoa; Chordata; Testudines; Dermochelyidae
Gene: NT5DC2
Product: 5'-nucleotidase domain containing 2
Exons: 15
Coding region: 153-1931 (592 amino acids)
Molecular function (GO): 5'-nucleotidase activity
Source: RefSeq, a predicted model, not a curated record
UGCGGGCGGCUGGCUGGGCGCUCGGUUUGCAGGGUGGUGGGAGCCGGCGGCAGUGCAUGGGAGCGCGCGCGGGCUUCAGACCUUUCCCAGAGGGCUGCGGUUCUUCGGCGCCGUCUUAAGUUCCGCGCCUGCCGGGGAGCCGCGGGGAGGCCAUGGCCGCCGUCGGCUUCAAGGCUGCGGGCAGCGGCUUGUGGAAGGGUAACGGGGCUGGCUUGCAGCUGGCCGCCGCCGUGUUCUGCCAGAGCUGCAGCUCCGCCGCCAGCAGCGGCCCCGGCGAGGGCAGGCGGGCGGGCUGGGGCCAGCAAAGGGCUCAGCACCAGUCUGCGGGGCAGUCCCCACCCCAGUCAGUCCCCGGCAGAGCCCGGAGAGCCGCGGAGCCCAGCCCGGCCGCAGCCAGUCCCCUGAGCAGCCAGCCCAGCCCUGCCGAGGGCGCCGACACGAAGUCCUACCUAUGGGCCAGAUACCACGAGAUGAAAAAACUGGUGUAUGAUCUUCUUCCACCGGGAGUCUGCAAUCUCCUUAACCCUGCAGCUAUCUACGCAAAUAAUGAGAUCAGCUUGAGAGAUGUUGAGAUCUAUGGCUUUGAUUAUGAUUAUACAUUAGCACAGUACUCUAAUUUAUUACACUCUAUGAUAUUCAACACUGCCAGAGACAUAUUAAUUGAACAGUACAAGUAUCCAGAAGGGCUCAAGAAAUAUGAUUACCUUCCAGGAUUUGCCAUCAGAGGGCUUCACUAUGAUGUGCAAAAGAGUCUUCUGAUGAAGAUUGAUGCUUUCCAUUAUGUCCAGCUGGGGACUGCAUAUAGAGGGCUAAAGCCAGUGCCUGAUGAAGAGGUUAUUGAAUUGUAUGGUGGUACGCAGCACAUCCCGCUGUACCAGAUGAGUGACUUCUAUGGCAAGGGUCCUUCAAUUAAACAAUUCAUGGACAUCUUCUCCCUUCCUGAAAUGACCCUGCUCUCCUCUGUCAUUGACUAUUUCAUAAAUCAUGGCAUUGAGUUUGACCAGGUUCAUCUUUACAAGGACAUAUCUGAUGCCAUUAAAGACGUGCACGUGAAAGGAAUGAUGUACAAAUGGAUUGAGAAGGACAUGGAGAAAUACAUUCUUCAUGGGGAUGAAACUUAUGCUGUCCUAAACAGACUGGUUAACCUCAACAAGAAACUCUUCCUUAUUACAAACAGCCCCUUCAGCUUUGUAGAUAAAGGAAUGAAACACAUGGUUGGCAAGAAUUGGCGGGACCUCUUUGACAUGGUCAUUGUGCAAGCUGAUAAACCCACCUUUUUCACUGACAGACGCAAACCUUUUAGAAAAUUGGAUGACAAAGGCUCACUCCAAUGGGACAAAAUAAACAAACUAGAAAAGGGAAAGAUCUACAAACAGGGAAAUUUGUUUGAUUUUCUAAGGCUAACAGGUUGGCGUGGGUCCAAAGUACUUUAUUUUGGUGACCAUCUGUACAGCGAUCUUGCAGACUUGAUGCUGCGUCAUGGCUGGAGGACUGGAGCCAUUGUACCAGAACUGGAACCUGAAAUCCGGAUCAUUAAUACAGAGCAGUACAUGCACUCGCUGACCUGGCAACAGGCACUCACAGGGCUGCUGGAGAGAAUGCAGAUGUAUCAAGAUGCAGAAUCAAAGCAGGUGCUGCUGGAAUGGAUGCAAGAGCGUCAGGAAAUUAGGUCCCUUACGAAGAACCUAUUCAAUCCUCAAUUUGGGAGCAUCUUCCGAACCUUCCACAACCCAACUUACUUCUCUCGGAGAUUGAUCCGGUUCUCUGAUAUCUACAUGGCAUCCAUCAGCUGCCUGCUGAACUAUGAUGUGAACUUCACCUUUUUCCCCCGGCGCACCCCUCUGCAGCACGAGGCGCCCCUCUGGAUGGAUCAGCUCUGCACGGGUUGUAUGAAGACCCCCUUCCUGGAGGAGAUGGUGCACAUCCGAUGAAGGGAAAGUGUAUUUGGGACAUGCCUUUACUCAGCACUAUUACAGUUUCAAGGCACGCAGCAAUAGGCCGAAUGAGAGGAGAUUAGCUCUUUUUUUUUUUUUGUUGGCUGGGGGACACAAAGAGUGCAUUUUUCAGACUGAUGCUAUUUGUUGGAUUACUUAACAUGGGCCUAAGUUUUUGUACUGGUGCCACUUGUUUGCUUCAUACUGUUCUCAAUGUUUUAUAGUCCAGUCAUAGCAAUGGCUAUGCAAUACAUCUAAAAAUGUACAAGUACCACACUCUCUCAUGUCUUUGAACUGGCCAUUAGCUGGUCCUCCUGUCCCUUAAAACAGCAGGUAGAAGGUGAGGAGGGCUGCUCUGCCAUGCAGUUGGAGGCACACCUGCACCAGGUAGGCAGAAAGGUUGCCUGUUCCAGCAAUGAUCAAGGAGAAGAGGAGGGAUCUGUAGGAGCAGAGGACAGACCUUUGCCAGGAAGUGAAACACUCAGGUAUAGUUCUGUGCAGGGAGGAGGGAGUAGUUGGUAACUAACACACAUCAGAAAGUUCUUCUGACCUCAGAUCAUGUGUAUAUAUACAUCGCCUAUUAUACUACAGGAUAACUGACUCAGUAUGCAGAGCCAUUCACACCAAAUUCAUCCCUGUGUUGUAUAUCAAUACAGUAGGUACAUUUUAAUACCUAGCAGCCUCCACCCCAAGAUCUCAAAGUACUUUAAUUUAGCUUCAACCUACUUGUGCCGUAGUUAAGUAUUAUCUCCAUUUUACCAGUGGGGAAACUGAGGCACAGCAAGUUUACAUUACUUGCACAAGCCUCAGCUGUAGCCUUGUGCCCAAAUGACCAAAUAAUUCUUGCUUUGCCCUACUGGGAUUUCCUGCCAUGGUACGCCAUACAGAAUGCAUCAGAUUGGCUAUACGAAGACACACACUAACACAAAGGUCCAUUGAUAAAAUUCUACAGGCUAGCGACUUCUAAGGCAAGCGCCCUACCCCUACCAAGCUCUCUCCCUGCUUUCCACAUCACAGCUACCCCAAAGAGUGGGAUCCCAAGCUUGAGUGGCCUCCGUCUGGUUCUGCACUGCAGCAGUGCAGCGUACGGCCAGGCUGCACUCUAUUUAGUGAGACACACACUGCAACACCGGAGGGCCUGGGUGAGCGCCCUGAACGGGACUCGUCCUGUUCUUAAACCUGCCCUUUAAACUCGCAACGGAAUUGAACAAGCAACUUGCCUGAUUCAGGUGCACAGGCUGCUGAGGUAUCCUCAGUGGUCCCUCGAUGGCAUGAAUGAUUCCAUUGAAAGUCAGAAUGUCCCACUGUACUAUCAGGGUGUUGUUAACCAGUUUGGAACCCUGUUACAAGAAGCAGCAGCAAUAUUGAGGGACUCAAUGUGAAUAGAUUUUAGAAAAAGCCUUUUUGGACAGGAAAUGCUACCCAUUACCGAGACACAAGAGAAGCUGGAUGAGUACUGAACUGGCCCAACAUACUUACAGGGGGCUGCGUGCUAUUCAGCAGGGGAGCAUCUGCAAUGAGAAGGUUGUAGCCGGAGCAGGAAGGUAUAACGGUACCAUUGGUGAAAUUGGAGCUCAAGAGGAGAACAUCACUCAGGGAGACGUGGAGCUUCAGCUCCUCCCAUGUUAAUUUCUGAGAAAACAAAGUUUAGAAAUGAGGGUGAAGCAGAGUCAAAAGCAGGGGGAAAAUAAGUCAGGCAUUUGCUGCUCUUUCAACAUUUCAGUUGUGCACUGUCCAAUGAGUCAAUGGUGAAAGACUUCUUGGAGUGCAGUGUAGACAAGGCGCCAGACUAGUUCUUGCAUUCCAAGCAAAAGAGAGCCAGAACAAACCCACUUAGCCAUGCUGGAGCAUGUUUCCCUAAUCCUCCAAGGAAGCAACAGCACUGUAUUCAAAUGGCUAUAGAUUCUGUGUGGCCAGUCAUGAGAAUCCCAUAUUCUCACCAUAUUGACCCCAAAGCCAGAAUUCAAGGGUACAAAGAGAGUUUUAUAUGUGGUGUCAUUGGAGAGGAAGUUGAGGAACUCAAGUCCAUCUUGCGUGGCGUUGGUGUAAUCCAGUAAUAUCUGGAAGAGAGAGAGAGAGAAUCCUAAGUGCCAGCCUGAAGCUGUGGGUUUGUCAGAACAUUCUGGCCAGCAGAACCCAGGAGAUGUCACAUGAAUUCUCCCCACCUUUGCUAGAAUAGCAGAGACAUUAACUGGCAAUGAGAGGUAGCAGCUUGACUCUCCCACAGGGCAUGGCACUUCAGAGAGCACACACUCUUGUCUUCCAUUUCAGUGAUUUUCCUUUCCGAACCUUUGCGAUCUGGGGAUUCCCUAUUAGUCACUUUUUUGCUUUACUAAGGAGCAUGUCCCUGCCCACUUCCCCGGCUAGAGGGAAUGUGGCACCAACACUUACAGAAUAGAAAGUUGAAAAGUUGGAGUGCUCAGCCAGCACAGCCAGGAGAUUUCCACUGCAGGAGUAGCCAUCUCCAAUGAACCCAUCUCUACAAUUACACCUCACAUCUGCAAAGGGGAGAAAGAUGUGAGCGGGACAGGAUUGGGUGUGAGCUCUUCAGACAACAAAUACACUGAACUAUUGCUUAGGAUUUCUGUCCAUGCAGAAGGCAGCUGGUCCAGUAGAUAGAGCUCUGGACUAGGAGUCCAAACCCUGGCUUCUUUGCACCACUGCGUAACCUUGGGCAGCUCACUUAACCCAGUACCUUAGUUUCUCUAUCUGUAACAGGGAGGCUCAAAACACUUACUUGCCUUUGUAAGGCACUUUGAGAUCUCUGGUGCUUUAUGUUAUUAAA